AGCGCAGAUGUAUCAAGUGAAUCAGAUGACUAUGAAGAUCGACAAAAAUUUCCAAGUCGCGGACGAACACAUUCAAGAAGGUUUCUUCCUAGUCCUCCAAGGAACAGUCAGGGUCUCUCAGCCAAGGUGGACAACCUCACUGAUACAUUACAGGACACGACUCGCAAUCUGAGGGCUGUGGAUCAUAUGCUGGGGCAAUAUAAAGAUGUAAAUGCACAGAAAACAUCAGCCAUUGAUAAGUUGCGCCAGGAGCUGUCUAUGACCACCCAGAGCCUACAGAGUGAACGUGCCCGUCAUUCAAGGCUGAAAGACAGUGAUACGAUGCAUUCAAGCGAUCUUGAUGGUUAUUCCACCAGGAGUCGAACCCGUUAUCCAACAUCCCCUCUGAAAGACUACAG
Messenger RNA from Owenia fusiformis, 398 nucleotides. The record is from the annotation of a GenBank genome assembly. Lineage: Eukaryota; Metazoa; Annelida; Polychaeta; Sabellida; Oweniidae.